AACCAAUCAGCACAGUCCUUUGAAAAGAAGUUUAGGAACAUUUUCAAUAUGGCGGAAAUUAGUAGACACAGUAUUUAGAUAAUGUCGUGGAAAGGUUUGGAGGGUGAAGAUUUGGUCCAGAAUCUGAGACAACUGGUUAUUAGUUUUGAACCUCAGAUAAGAGAGGCUGGGACUGUUGACCAAUCAGAAGAAGCAUUGUAUCAUCUAGAGGAAAAUGAUGAACAUUUCCAUAGACAUGAAUUUGUUAAGGUGUUAAGAAGAAAAAUAGAAGACAUUAUUGGUCCACUGGCAGAAGAAGAAAUAGAAAGAUUUGAGUCUAGUAUACAUGAUUCCAAUGGACAAGAGACGCUCAUCAACAAAAUCACAGAUAAAAUACUUCACUCACGACAUUAUAAUGACCUGUCAAAGAAGUUACGGGGUAAUGUUCAGGGUGCUGUUGAUGAAUUGAUAAGGAACUUUGAUGCUGAGUUUGGUGGUAAUAGUCAUCAUGAGACUACAGAUCAUCCAAUACGAAGGUCAUACAUGAGUGAUGAAGAUGAUGAAUCUUGUGGCAGUUCUUUUGGUCAGGGUAUGUUUUUCAACAACCAUGAAAUAAUGCAGCAAGUGGCAGAGAAGAUGAGUCGCCACAGAGAUAAUGUGGUACGAGUAGAAGCAUUGCAGACUCUGAAUCAGAACUUGCCAGCAGACUUCAUCAGCAGUGAUCAUUGGCCAACAAUGAAACGUCAUCUCAUAGACGCUCUGGAUGAAUCCAAUGUACAAAUUAUGCAUUUGAGUACCAAAUUUAUUACAAGAGCUUUCACCAACACAUCACCACAGACGAGAGAAGUCUAUACAUUAUUAGUUGAAUUCUUGAUUUCCCAGUUCAAUGCAAAGAAGGGAAACAACAUACCAAAUAUAAAAAGUGGAUUAGACUUCACAAAUCCUGAAAAUGUCAAAUUAAUGAAAGCUUUCCGUUUAUUAAAUGAGUUCCAACAAGAAACCAUAAACUAUUGGAUAAGAUAUCCUGACAGAUAUUUGGAAGAGAUAAUUGAGAGUACAUUAACUUUAUAUGCUAUAAAUCAGAAUGGGAGCCAAGGUGGAUCUUCACUUCAGUUAUCACCCGUACAUUUUAUAGCAUUAAUAGAUCCAAAGGCACAAUGGUUUAUCAAAUGGAUGCAUGGAAACUACAGUAGACAAUGUCUUCUUAGAAUGUUGGAGAAAUAUAGACCAAUAGUAACUAAUGCCAUAAGACAUUGCUUGGAGUUCUCAUUACAUAGAAAACAUUCUGCAGACUUGACAGAUAGAUCUGAAGCCAGGGCAAUAGAUAACAGAAGAAGUUAUUACACAGAAGCUGAGCUUGAGUAUGCUUUCUUUGUUCACUCUGCCUUUAUGCUUGGUAGGAUGAUGUGUUUUGUGAAUGGAAGGAGGUUUUUCCCUAUCAAAUUAAAGGAAGCAGAUGAAACAGUAACAGUGACUAAAUUACUGGUAUCUAUGGUUGUAGUGCUGGUUGAUCCAUCUCCAUCUAAACAUUUAUCAGUUGUAUAUGAACCAGGGAAUUUAGUGACCGAGAUCGUAAAGGGAAUAUGUACUUCAGAGCAAGUGUGUGAGAUAUGUAUGUAUAAAGAUGAGAUUGUCACAGCUCUACUAGCUCCUGUAUCACAUUACUUGGAACCAAAGAAGCAUAACUAUGCACCUAGUGAGAACACAAUGUUACAUGUGGCUGAUCUGUUUGCCAUGGUUGCAUCAAGUACUAGGGGCAGACGACACUUGAUGUAUGGCGAAAGGAAAGAUAUGUUUACUAAACCAAAUGCAUCGUCUGCUGCCCAUGUGAUAGCUAGGUUUACAAAGAGGGCAUUAUUAGACAAACUUCCAAAACAAUCCGGACCAAAGCCCUCCCAGGCUGUGAUUGGAGCAUUCCUAUAUAUCUGUAGACAGUUAUACAACACAUGUGAAGGAUUACUUGUACUGUACCAGUAUGACCUACAUAAAGUUGUAGCUGAAGCCUGGAGAGAGGCCUACUCUGAAGCAGAAAGAACAGCCACACCCACCAUGUCUGAUGAUAGUUCUGAUUCGACUGCAACUACAACUAAAGCAUAUGACAUCAAUGCCUGGGAGGACACUUUGAGAGAUAACUUACUGAACUUUGCUAGUACUGCCAAAGGAAUAUUGUUGUUACAACAAACCAAAGCUAUGAAUGAAUGUAUGACCUAUAUGUAUGAUAGAUAUAAAAACAAAUUACAGGUUAGCAAAUGUGAGAAGUUUGGUUAUGGUUUUAUGGUUACACAAGUAGCAGGGACUGCCCCUGGAAUGGUUGCUCUACAGAAAACAGGAUAUAUUAAAGCAUUGCUAUCCGAGCUGUGGUCAGUGAUAGAGUCGAGUCCAUUAGAUACAGUGUUAUUUACACCAAAGGCAUGGCCAGUCGAUCCCAUAGAAAGAUCAUCUCAUAAGAGUUUGAUAAAGUUGUUAAAUGUGUUAUCAAGCUUUCAUGCAGUGUAUGAAUUAUUGGGAGAUAAAACUUUACCAAAGAAAGAAAGUUACGGUUUUCGAGAAAUUCCUGAUUCAGUUGUGGAGUUUGUAGACAGAUUUGUGAUAGUAGACUCACCGGCAAAAAUCCAUUCAUUAUUUAAUUUUGAACAGUCUCAUGUGUUUGGUCUCAGAUGUCUUAGUGUGAUGAUUUCCUGUUUGGAUACAUAUCUCUUGCUGCAGUCACAGUAUAAGUUCCAGGAUGUACUGCUUACCUCACAGGCUGAAAAUCAUACCAAAGACAGAGAAGAGAUAAUAAUAGACAUGUUAUCUAUAGAAAGAAACUAUGUACUAGUCAGAGCAUUCUUAAUAGGGGGUCCUUCUGAAAGGAUUCUACCACCAAGAGGGUUAGAUAUGGACACUCGUGGACAUGUAUACCCUUAUCCAUUGAUAUCAUCAUAUCCAGUACCCAGAGCUUACAUUCCUAACCUGGGAGCUAGAUCUACAGUAAAACAAGAGUCCGAAUCAGAUGAAGCUUUGUUUGAUCUUCAAGAGAACGACCUGGUGAAGUUCCUUUCACUGAAGAAGCAUGACCAAGGGAAGAGUUGGCUAGACAAAUGUAGAGUUAACCUUAUCAAGAUUUUAUUAAACAGAGCAGAUUUAGUCAAAGGAAAUGUUAUCCAGCAGUUAUUAGAUGUAGCCACACCUAUCAUGUCAAAGAUACAGGAAGAGUCCAUCUUUCCCUCAGUAGAUUAUACAGGGUCUGAGAAUUCAUUGAAGUCAUUCCAAUUAACUCCAUUACAACAGCUUGGCAUUAAGAUUGCUAUCAGAUAUGGAAUCCAUCUGAAAGUGAUCCACACCUCCUCGGAUGUGACAGAGAAACUGACGUUACUAUUGAAACAAUGUGCUUUCUACCUACAACAACAACAGAGACCAGAACAGAGAGGGGGACAUGCUAAAAUCAAAUUUAUUAGUAACAGAUACCCAGGAUUUGACUGGUUUGCAGCAACUGUUUUCCUAAUAUUUAAUGGAAAUGUAGAGAAGUCGUGGCAUUUCUUACACAAGUUUUCCUGCCUAGGAUCAUCUGGUUAUCUAUGGCCACAUAGGCUUCAUUGUUCUGUUCACCUUCCCUCAGCAGUAAUGAUCAGUGGUAUAUCACCAAUGUUUUCUAGUACUGGACACAAUAUAGAACUUUUACUUCAAAUAGAGCUCCCAUUGGUAGCCUCAGCUUUUAAAAUGUCUGGUUAUACUGCAGCUCAGAUUUGUAUGCAUUGGUUAAAGCAAUGUUUCUGGAACUACCUUGAUUGGUUAGACAUUUGUCAUUAUAUAUGUUUAAGUAUAGUCAUGGGUGUAGAUUACCAAGUAUAUCUGUGUAUUGCCAUCCUAAGACAUCUACAGAAAGAAAUUAUGGAACACAUGCAAACACAGGAUCUUAUCAUAUUUUUAAAGGAAACAGCAAUUCAUGGUUUUCAUGUUGCUGACAAUAUAAAGUAUAUGCAGAGUUUAGAGAAAAGAUAUCGCAAGAUAGUCCUACCAGAUAUGAUGCAUGUUUCAACCCCUUGAGAGAAAAUACUGUGAUACCAGGAAAAGUUAUAGGCUACUGAACUUAAAAGAUAAAACUGUGAUAAAGAAAAGAUGGAAAUUGAGAAAAAUAUUGGUGGCUUCAUUUUUGUAAAUGUUGGAAACAGAAAUGACAUGAUAAUAUAUGUGUUUAGUAAAAAUGAAGUACACUUGAUAUUGAGCCAUAAUCAACCAAUUAUUUUUGACAAUGUAGAAACCAAACUUUAUUUUGUGCAUUCUGAUCAUAGAUCAAAGUGUUUUAUAACAUUCAGGAAUCUCAAAGAAACAUUGUACAUAUAGACAAAUAUUAUGAUUUUAAAAUUCAUAAAUAUUGUGCCAUUUUUCAAUUUAUUAGAAAUCAUGGGUAAUAGAGAAAAUGAAUCUAUGUUAGUUAAGAUUUGAAAUGUAUGUGAUUCUCAUUAAUUUAUCAUGUUCAAGACAUACAAAGUUAUGUUUAUCAAAUGUUGAAGUAAAUAUAGCGUAAUCCAAUGUCAAUUUUUAUCUAUCUUGAAAAAUCUGCAGAGUAUAUGUAUUUUUUUCUGCAUUACUUAUGUUAUAAAUAUAUUAAAUAAUCCUUUUCAGCAAUAUUCAUGUUGAUAUCACCUUCAUCUUUUCUAUGAUUGAUCUUUGUUAAGUAUGUAUUUAAAAAUAAACUCUAAUAUAAAAUGAUAUUUUACAAAUGUAGUGACCCCCUAAAAAAUUAAAUACAAAAUAUUGCUACAUACAUAUUAUUUUAACUUUUUAAAAGUAUGAUAUAGUCAAGCUUUGGGAAACAUAGUCUGGUCCCAGAUUAGGGGAUGAUUGAGCGCUCACAAGCAUGUUAAACCUUGCAAUCUUUCAUUUUAUGGCCUUUAUAUCAGACUAAAUGGUAAAGGUUUUCUCAUUGUUGAAGGUUGUAUUGCUGCCUAUAAUUGCUUACAUCCUCCUCAUUUGAACUUUGGAGGAGAGUUGUCUCAUUGGCCAUCAUACCACAUCUUCUUUUUUAUAUAGUGUAUGCUUUGUAAAAGUCAUUUUUAAAAUACCAUCAUGGGUUGAUUCAGCCAUUUUUAAAAGAGGGGGUGUGGGGGGUCCCAACCCUGGAGGAAAGGGAGGAUCCAACCAUAUGUCCCAAAUUAUAUGCAUUGAUCUUAAAAAAAAAAGGGGGGGCAAACCUCUGUAACCCCCACUCCCCCUGACCAUCUUUCAUUAUAUACUGGUUCGUAUUAAACAAUUAUUCAAAAAUCAUACUUUUUGCAAUCAUCUUGAAAAAAUUUCCUUAAAGUCUGAAUGUUUAACUAAAUGUUUAUAUUGCCAUCAUUUUUUAAACCGGUGGUGUACUAUUAUUUGUUGUUAUUGAAUUAAGUAGUUCACUUGCAUUAAUAUUUUGGUUUAAUUAUAUUGUUUGAACCAGUUUUGCAAAUUUUAUUGUAUAUCCAUCUUGAAAAGGUUAACUUUUACUGUAGUAUAUAGAUUGAAAAAAAAAAUAUAAUACAAGACAAUAAAAUGUUUUUGAUCAUAAAAUAUAGAUUUUAAUAAACAUUUUUUUUUUAAACCGUGAAAAUGUAAUAAAAAAUGUUACACAAAUUUCGAGCAUAUUUAUCAUAAAGGAAGAUAUUCCAAAUGUUUUAACAAAAUCUAGUUGAGUUUAUCUUUUGAAAAAAAAAUGUGCGUCCAAAGGAUAGAAAUGUCCAAAAAAACAAAAGAUUGAGUAAAUGUCUAAAACUUCCACCCCAUUUAUCUCUAACUUUAGAAGCUCAUGAAGGGGUUUUAUUUGUUACAUAUUCAGUUUGACUAGGUGAAAAAUAGCUGGUAUGCCAAUUUUCUUUUGAAAAUCACAAAGAGAUUAAACCUUUAUUGUAUACCGUUAAUUUAGAAUUGUGAUAGUGUGGAUGGAUAAUACAGUCAACAGUAACUGAAACUGAAAAUGAUUAGGGUCACAGUUUCAUUAAUACAUAUAGUAGUUUACCUUAAAAAAAAGUACAUUAUUUUCAAUUGUGACAAAGAAAUGUUAAAUUUAGACAAUUAAAGAGCUCCAUGUUCUGAUUAUCAAAUCUUAAAAGAUAUGUAUUUCUUUUCAACACAAGAUUGACGUAUCAUACAAAAUUCAAUUUACCGGUAAACAUACCAAGGGAUGUCUGGCAUUUUAUUUGCUUAAAAAACAUAUCUCAAAUAUGCAUUGAAUACAUCUCAUUUAAAUUUUUAUUUAUUUAUUAUUUGUUUAUAAUUUAUAAUAUGUAUUGUAUGUUUUUACAUUUUUCUUUCCUUUGAAAGAUUUUAUACAAAAGAAACAAAUAUAAUUUUUAUA
Molecule: messenger RNA, 6286 nt
Organism: Mytilus trossulus (common blue mussel)
Lineage: Eukaryota; Metazoa; Mollusca; Bivalvia; Mytilida; Mytilidae
Product: protein broad-minded-like
Exons: 35
Coding region: 82-4005 (1307 amino acids)
Biological process (GO): Golgi to plasma membrane protein transport
Cellular component (GO): trans-Golgi network
Source: RefSeq, a predicted model, not a curated record